UUUACCUCUUUCUCGCAUAAAAUGCUUAGAAAGGCGGCAAUAUCUUCUUUGACUUGUCUUUUAUUCCCUUCUUCAAAGCUUUUUUGUUCAUUUCCUUCCCCCUCCUUUUUUCAUUCACAAUCCAGAAAAAUAAAAUUUAAAUUUUUUUUAUUUUUCAUUUUUAUCCCAUCAUAUAAGGAGGAGGGGGGAGGGAUAAUCUGCAUAAGUCAACUAAAUUCUUUUUUUGCUUUUGGCAAUUGUUUCUUCUCUAAACUUUUCCCUUUUUAUCCCUUAAGGACAUAA
Molecule: messenger RNA, 282 nt
Organism: Meloidogyne enterolobii
Lineage: Eukaryota; Metazoa; Nematoda; Chromadorea; Rhabditida; Meloidogynidae
Source: the annotation of a GenBank genome assembly